Messenger RNA from Lachancea thermotolerans CBS 6340, 951 nucleotides. RefSeq names its product Mum2p (gene MUM2). The record is from RefSeq and is a predicted model, not a curated record. Bases 1 to 951 code for a protein of 316 amino acids. NCBI's taxonomy places the organism in Eukaryota, Fungi, Ascomycota, Saccharomycetes, Saccharomycetales, Saccharomycetaceae. The transcript has a single exon.
AUGAACUCUUCCGAUUGGAACUCGAUGCAAGGGUUUCAAGAAAAAGGGCUCGAAGCUUCUCUCGCUGGUCUGGCUCUGUCUCAAAAUGCCCUUUUCAUCGGUGGCGAUGGAGAUAAACGUAUGAUAGGUGCCAAUAACAGAAACCAAGAAUCUAUUACCGCAUAUAAUAAUACCAUAUUCCCGCCACAAGGCGGCAUAGCAUUGGUUCCCCGACACCCUAACACGCUUCAUCAGGGGCCUGCAGGUGGCAGCAAUGGCAAUAUUGGUGGCAAUGGUGGGAGUCGCGAUAACUUUUAUUGGAAUAUGGAGCAUAGGGAUUUGAAUGUGGGGCGCGAGAAUACUGCGGGGAAUAUGACUGCGAAUAGCAUAAUGGAUAGCACCGUCAACACUAAGGAAUCUGCCUAUAAUACCACAGUGGGCUCGAACCACUGGCAACAAGAAACUGUCGAGUCUAUGCAAUUAGAGUUACAGCUGAAGGAGACCCAAAUUGAGUCACUAGAAACCGAGAUACAGAGUCUAAAACGCAUUUUCAACCAAGGACUUUCUGCCAGACAAGAACAGGAUAGCAGGGUUUCCUCGGCAUCCCAGAAGGGUCGCACUGUCGAGAUGCCGGUGAGCUUAGAGUCCAUUUUUCAUAAGAUGUCAUCUGUAAUUGCGGCAAAGGACAAAGAGUUAGAGGAGACAAGUAGAAGACUUGAAAGCAUUGUCACCGCAAUAGCAUUGAACCCCUCAAAUAGUGUUACAAAGCUCGGUCGCUACGAUGAAGAGGCGCUAGCUCACAAAAUGGUUGUAAGGUUGGAAACACUGACUAAGGAAAACCAAGACAUGGCCAAAAUGUUAGGAUACGGAAGGUCAAAGGAGCAACACAUUGAACUAGAGCUUAUCAAAAGAGAAAAUCAAGAGCUCAAGAGGAAACUUUCCCAGGUUGAGCGCAAAGCCCUUAAGGACUAG